AUGGUCUCUAUCAUGGGUUUAUCAAAGCAUUUGCCUAUUUUAGCUGCGGUAUUGCUGGGUGUCAUACCCAGGGCAUCUGGCUUUUCACGCGCUUCGCAGGAUCUUGUUUCCCGUGCCGAUGUCGAACGUGCAGAUGGCUCUGCGCAUGCGAUGUACGCUCGCGAUGUCGAUCUCUACAUCAACUAUCUGUUAAACAGAAGAAGCCCAAAAGUAGCGCCUGUCCGUCCCAAGCAGAAGGCACCUGCCCGUCGUCCCAAGCAGCAGAAGGCACCUGCCCGUCCCAAGCAGAAGGCACCUGCCCAUCAUCCUAAGCAGAAGGCACCUGCCCAUCAUCCUAAGCAGAAGGCACCUGCCCAUCGUCCCAAGCAGCAGAAGGCACCUGCCCGUCCCAAGCAUAAGGCACCUGCCCGUCGUCCCAAGCAGAAGGCACCUGCCCAUCGUCCCAAGCAGCAGAAGGCACCUGCCCGUCCCAAGCAGAAGGCACCUACCCAUCAUCCCAAGCAGCAGAAGGUACCUGCUCAUCGUCCCAAGCAGAAGGCACCUCAGAAGGCACCUGCCCGUCCCAAGCAGAAGGUACCUGCCCGUCAUCCUAAGCAGCAGAAGGCACCUGCCCGUCAUCCCAAGCAGCAGAAGGUACCUGCCCGUCAUCCCAAGCAGCAGAAGGUACCUGCUCGUCAUCCCAAGCAGCAGAAGGUUCCUUCCCGUCAUCCCAAGCAGCAGAAGGUACCUGCCCAUCAUCCCAAGCAGAAGGCAACCGGCCAUCCUAAUACCAAGGCGGCCAAUCGGCCUAAAUCCGCCGCUAAUCCCAUGGGAAAGGGAGCCAUCUGCCGUCGAGGACCUGACGAUAAAGACGGCGCAAAGUGCGAGCUAACGGGUGGCAAAUCGUUUACUCCACCGAUAUGCUUUCAGAAUUACAAGGGCGUAGCAGCUGCACCACCUGCACCAGCAAGUGGUCCAUCGUUUAUUCCACCGAUAGGCUUUCAGAAUUACAAGGGCGUACCUGCAGCUGCACCACCUGCAGCGCAUGAACCACCUGCAGCGCCUGAACCACCUGCAGCGCCUGAACCACCUGCAGCGCCUGAACCACCUGCAGCGCCUGAAGCGAAAGAUACUCGUCACAAUGCAAAAUACUGGACCUUACCAGUGGGCCAGCUAGUACCAGUUGAUCAGAAGCAAAAGGGUCAUUUCCAGGCGCAAAGGGAUGACGUGACAGAGAAGCUCCAGGAUGUCAGAGUGGACCAAAUUAUUAAAAGUUACAAGGACAAAUCCUGA
Messenger RNA from Clonostachys solani, 1272 nucleotides. The record is from the annotation of a GenBank genome assembly. NCBI's taxonomy places the organism in Eukaryota, Fungi, Ascomycota, Sordariomycetes, Hypocreales, Bionectriaceae.